AUGAAGUGGCAAGCGGAACAGCUCUUCGACGCCCUCGGCCAGCGGUAUGAUGAACCAGUGCAGGCUUUCGUCAAACGCUAUGAUCAAGCAGCCUCUGAUCUUGAAGCCCAAAUGGGGGAACCUGUACCGGAUUCCAGGAAGCUCACAGGUCUUAUUCGAGGUUUGUCAGGAGAUGCCAAACAAAGAGCGCUGGAUCAUGUUUCCACUGCGAGGUCAUCGGUUACAUAUCACCACCUGGUACAGCAUCUGUCUCAUCGAGCGCGCCUAGAAAGUGCCAUGUCCUCCGCUAAGCCUAAGACCACACCUGCUACGAAGCAACCCAGCCUAGGGGCUCGGGCAGACCAAGGCUCACCUGUGAUAAAAGCUACUGGUGAUCUUAGUACAGCGAAGAAUCCAAAAGAGCUCUGCAAAUUCUACUACAAGAACGGCAAGUGCAAGUUUGGUAAGGCCUGUCGGUUCCGUCAUGAACGGCCCAAACAGGCUGUGGCCUCUAUGGUUCUCCCGGCGAAGGAACAAAGACCAGAGACCGAAGAAUCAUUAGGCACCGAGGAUGACGAGGGCGAUAUAUACGAGCAACAGUUGUACCUAGUUCAGGAAGAUAAGAAGAGGGUCGGUCCUACCGUUUUCCUGCAACUCGGCGGUAAAUCUCCGCCUCUGGAGUGUCUCUUAGACACUGGUGCCUAUUAUAAUUAUAUUCCUAUCAGCUUGGUUCGCAAGCUGGGACUUCCAAUUCUCCCUUUGGAUGAGGAGAUGGUCUCGUAUGUGCUACUGGCGGACCAACGGCGGUCGGCUCUGGAGGGUCAGGUGAGAGUCGGCUCAAUGACAUUCAGGGUUUUGCAGUCCUCUGCUGCCCAGGCAAUAGUCGGAGUUGUAUCUAUGUGUGAUGCUGGUAUCGGACUGUCAUUCAAGGCUGACCAGCUGCGGGGCCGUCUUGUGGGCGUUACUGUAACCAAACCUCACGAGGAUUUUCCGGUGAUGCUUCCCGAAGGAAAAAGCCCGGAUCGGAUCCAGUACGAUCUCGUUGAGACCGAAGUAGGAGGUCCGGAGAGGGUGACUGAUGAUGACCAUAUACUAUAUCUUUGGUCGCCUCCUGCCGAGUACUUGAAAGCUGCUGAGUCUAAGCCCUUAGAGGAGCACCUACUUUCUGAUUGGACUCCUGUUAAAGGCGCAGCGGCCGACUUCCAAUGGAGAUGCCGGCGAAUUACUGAGGCCGACAUCCGUGACCGUCCUGAGCAAGAGUUCGUCUACGAGGUUAGAUGGAGCACACCUCCGCCCAGUAAAGAGCGUCAACAACAGGCAGAUUAUAGCCAUGCACUCUACAGCAAGCUGAGCAAUGACCAGAAGCACUGCUUCGACGAGGAG
Molecule: messenger RNA, 1362 nt
Organism: Perkinsus marinus ATCC 50983
Lineage: Eukaryota; Perkinsozoa; Perkinsida; Perkinsidae
Exons: 1
Molecular function (GO): metal ion binding
Source: RefSeq, a predicted model, not a curated record